Molecule: messenger RNA, 522 nt
Organism: Psammomys obesus (fat sand rat)
Lineage: Eukaryota; Metazoa; Chordata; Mammalia; Rodentia; Muridae
Gene: Hamp
Product: hepcidin antimicrobial peptide
Exons: 3
Coding region: 160-408 (82 amino acids)
Biological process (GO): intracellular iron ion homeostasis
Cellular component (GO): extracellular region
Source: RefSeq, a predicted model, not a curated record
CUCCCGCCUGUUCGGCGCCGCUGUCUUCUUGGAAAUGAGUCAGGGCCAAAGGGAGGGGGCUCAGGUGACCCUCCUCCCACCAGUCCCUUAUAAAGGCCUGGGACUGGGUCCUCUACACCAGAGCAAGUCCUUGGCCUGCACAACAGGACGGAAGGCACCAUGGCACUGAGCACUCAGACCCAGGCUGCCUGUCUCCUGCUGCUUCUCAUUGCCAGCCUGAGCAGUGGUGCCAUUCUCCAGCAACAGCUCGGACAGCCCGCAGCGCUCCAGCCGUGGCACAGGGCAGAAUCCAGUGCCGACAGGAUGCUGAUCCAGACACGAAAGAAGCGUGACACACACUUCCCCACCUGCAUAUUCUGCUGUCACUGCUGUAAGAAUCCUGGCUGCGGACUGUGCUGCAAGACGUAGAGCCGAGCGCCGAUCUCUCAACACCCCAGCCUCCCUCAGCCAUUUAUUUAUUCCUGUCCCGCCUCAGCACUCAGCAGUGAGCUUGAAAUAAAGGCAACUUUCUUGUUUUCAAAA